This is a messenger RNA of Dictyostelium purpureum, 1998 nucleotides long. RefSeq lists its product as uncharacterized. Lineage: Eukaryota; Evosea; Eumycetozoa; Dictyosteliales; Dictyosteliaceae. Gene Ontology annotation, molecular function: transmembrane transporter activity. The transcript has 3 exons. Gene Ontology annotation, biological process: transmembrane transport. The record is from RefSeq and is a predicted model, not a curated record. Bases 1 to 1998 code for a protein of 665 amino acids.
AUGGAAUCAAAUAAAAGUGAUAAAACACCAAUGCCAUGGAAAAAGUUAAUUGGUGCAUAUGUUUUAUUAUUAUGUGAAGCCAUUACAACAACAUCAUUUUUUUCAUAUAUAUCACCAUUUAUUAUAUUUUUAGGAGUAACAGACAAGAAAGAGGAAGUUGGUUUCUAUGGUGGAUAUAUUGCAUCAUGCUUUAGUUUAGCUCAAUUUUUAAGUAGUUUUUUCUGGGGUAAAAUGAGUGAUAGAUUCGGAAGAAAACCAAUUUUAAUUAUAGGAUCAGUUGGUUCCGUCAUAUCAGUAUUGGGUGUCGGUAUAAGUUGGUCAUUACCAGUAUUAAUUGCAUCAAGAUCCAUUAAUGGUUUAUUAAAUGGUAAUAUUGGUGUCAUUAAAACGUAUAUUGGUGAAACUACUACCAAAAGCAAUCAAAUAGAAGCAUUCGGUUGGAUUGGUUUAACAUGGGGUUUAGGUGCUAUUUUAGGUCCAACUUUAGGUGGUCUUUUAGCUGACCCUGUUAAAAACUAUCCAAGUGUAUUUGGUAAUUCAAAAUUACUCAUAAAGCAUCCAUAUAUUUUACCAAAUAUUUUAAUUGCAAUCAUUACAUCAAUCGGUUGUGCUUUUACCUAUUUCUUUAUGAACGAGACUUUAAAUGUUAAUAAAUCAAAGUCAAUUAGCAUGUCUAAUCUAUCAAGCAAAACCAAAUUUACAGCUUUGAAAGGAGACGAUGGCGACGAAUUAAAAGAUCAAACAGAUGAUAGUACAGGUAAAAGAUUAGAUUUAGCAACUGGAAGAUUUGAAGAAGAUAUCGAUGAAAGAGAAAUGGCUCGACUCAACAGCAGCAUGUCUGAUAGACUCCAUCAAAGCUCAUCGGAAUAUAAAAUUCACCAACAAGAAGAGAGAGAAAGUACAACCAGUGUUAUCAUGGUCGAUGAAAAUAAUGGCAUGGUAGAUGAAAAUGAAAGUGAGGUUUUAAAGAGAAAUCUUUUAGACAAUACCAAUGAUGGUGCUAAUGAUCAAUUAAAAAAUGAAGAUGAAGAAUAUGAUUUAGCAAGAGAAAAAGCAAAUUUUGAAGAUAUUUCAUUAGAAGAACAAAAUGGUAAAGGCUUUUUAAAAAAAUCGUACACCCUUUUCAAAAACAAACUAUUCAAGAGUGCAAGCAUGGCCAAUAUAAAAUCAUCAAAGAGCUAUCAACAUUUAAAGGCAGUUAAUAGCGAUGUCGAUUUAAUCGAAAAAGAAAUCACAGCCAAAGGAAAAUCAGGUAUGCUAAGUUGCUCCACUGGUGAUAGCAACACCAACAUAUUUAAAAACAAAUUAAUUAUGGCAACUACAUUUUUAUAUUGCUUUGUCGGCUUUGUAUUCACUAUGUGGGAUGAAACUUUUCCAAUUUGGGCAAUGUCCCCAAUUGACAAAGGUGGUCUCGGAAUGGAGAGUAAAGCUGUCGGUGUUUGUGGUGCCAUUGGUGGUGUUUCUGUAGUAUUGGUUCAAGUCUUUAUCAUCAAACCAACCACUAGAAAGCUUGGUAUCAUUACAACAUUUGGCGUUGGUAAUUUUUUGGCUAUCUUCUCUUUCUUCUCAUUCCCAUUAUUAAGUUUUGCUGCUCCUUUACAAUCCAAAGGUACUGCUAACUUUAUUACCUUUUGGGUUUUUGUCUCAAUAGUCCUAGUUGUAAGAAAUAUUUCUGCUCAAUUUGUUUUUACACCAAUUAUGACUUUAAUUAAUAAUAGUGCUAUUUCAACAUUAAGAGGUAGUGCAAAUGGUUGGGGUCAAAGUUUAGUUGCAUUAACCAGAACCAUUGCACCAACCUUGGCAUCUAUACUUUUAUCUUGGAGUCUUACAAAUCACCUUAGUUUCCCACUCAACCAUUUCUUUGUCUUUAUAAUUAUGAGUUUAUGCUCAAUUUUACCAUUUGUAGUUUCGAAAUUCCUUCCAUCAUCAUUAAAUGCUCCAAUCGAAGAGGAAGAAACCAAUUGUGAUGACGAAAUGCAAAUACCAAUGUUUGAAUAA